AUGGCUACGCGAUCAUGGAUACCCCCUCCAUUGCCUGCUGCAUCCCAUCCAACAUUGGCCUCUCGUAACAUGCAUCAUAGCUCCGUUUACCCCCUCAAUGCCAUGGCUGUCAUCUACUGGCUCCCUAUCUCAACACCCACCUUUUCCCGCUCACAUCAUCCCCCCAUAAUAAUGUAA
Messenger RNA from Desarmillaria tabescens, 177 nucleotides. RefSeq lists its product as uncharacterized. The transcript has 2 exons. Bases 1 to 177 code for a protein of 58 amino acids. Lineage: Eukaryota; Fungi; Basidiomycota; Agaricomycetes; Agaricales; Physalacriaceae. The record is from RefSeq and is a predicted model, not a curated record.